AUGUCGGGAAGUAAUUUUAUAGUUUUGCAUGACCAUAUUCUAACUGAAGAAACGUCUCAAAAUAAUGUAAACUUCAUGUUGAGAGAUGCGAGACAACAAAAAAUUAAAUGUACUUCUAGUCAUUCAAAAAU
Messenger RNA from Entrophospora candida, 131 nucleotides. The record is from the annotation of a GenBank genome assembly. NCBI's taxonomy places the organism in Eukaryota, Fungi, Glomeromycota, Glomeromycetes, Entrophosporales, Entrophosporaceae.